Messenger RNA from Anopheles cruzii, 1319 nucleotides. It is a transcript of the gene Rnmt, whose product is annotated as mRNA cap guanine-N7 methyltransferase. The transcript is spliced from 2 exons. Gene Ontology annotation, cellular component: nucleus. Gene Ontology annotation, molecular function: mRNA 5'-cap (guanine-N7-)-methyltransferase activity. Lineage: Eukaryota; Metazoa; Arthropoda; Insecta; Diptera; Culicidae. Gene Ontology annotation, biological process: 7-methylguanosine mRNA capping. Bases 92 to 1243 code for a protein of 383 amino acids. The record is from RefSeq and is a predicted model, not a curated record.
UCAGUCCUUGAAAAAUAUAAGUUUUGUUGUCCAACAUAAAUAGUAUUAUUUCACAGUUUGUGUCUAACUUUGUAAGCCAUAAGUAAACAAGAUGGUGUCAGACGUAGAGAAAAACGAUGAUUCCACUGAUCAACCAGAAAAUAGGACGACGGCGAGCUCGCUAGAUACGGCUGCAAAGGAUGCUCAACAUAGCACUGUUGUUGCAUCGCAUUAUAAUAAAAUAGAGGACCGUGGAAUAUUCGAGCGGAAGAAAUCGAACAUAUUUUUCAUGCGCAACUUUAAUAAUUGGAUUAAGAGUUGUGUUAUAGACAAGUACAGCUCAUUGGUGAAGAACCAGAUGCGUACAGGAUCGCCAUUUCGUGUGCUUGAUCUUUGUUGCGGUAAAGGAGGUGAUCUUCUUAAGUGGGACAAUUUACAAGUAACUCAUCUAAUAUGCACCGACAUUGCUGCAGUGAGCUUAGAACACUGUGAAUCCCGGUGCAAACAAACGUUUGGCGCGAAGGAAGGGUCCAGACCUGGUCGGAAGGUAGAGUUUUUUACGGCGGAUGCAACGAUACAGCAGCUACGAACGAAGUACCAAGAUCCUUCAAUGAAAUUACAAUUGGUCAGUUGCCAGUUUGCCUUCCACUAUUCGUUCGAGUCGUUUAAGCAAGCGGAUUGCAUGCUCAAGAACGCUGCAGAGUGCUUGCAAGAAGGGUUCUACUUCAUCGGAACGAUUCCGGACGCAAACGAAAUCAUGAAACGCCAGCGCACCGCUAUGUCUGAUUCUUUCGGGAAUGCUAUUUACAACAUAAAGUUUCUCUGCGACACAGACAAGCCACCGUUGUUUGGUGCUAAAUACAACUUUCGAUUGGACGACGUAGUGGACUGCCCGGAGUUUUUGGUUCAUUUUCCAACGCUGGAGAAGCUGGCACUGAGACACGGUUUGCGAUUAGUCGAGAAGAAACGUUUCGAGGAGGUUUUUGAAGAAUGGAAAAGAGACAAACAAUUUUUGCUUGAGAGAAUGCAAGCUCUUGAAACGUAUAACUCACAGGAUGUGAGACAACAGGACGAACAGAUCAAGUCUCUGGAUCAGUAUCAUCACGUUGAAUCUGGAACGUGGAAAAAUGUGUCCGGCGGGCAGCAUUAUAGAGUGGGAACUCUAUCGAAAAAUGAAUGGGAAGCCGCAACUCUAUAUUUAUUUUUUGCAUUUCAAAAGAUGAAAACCAGCUAUGACGCCAACGGUAGACCCGUCUACUCUUGAAGUAUUCUGUAGGAAAUAUUACUUUAAAGAAAAAGGAAACGAAUAAACAUCUAUUGAACCGACAAAUUGUAACUAA